Messenger RNA from Macrobrachium nipponense, 4187 nucleotides. Its product is annotated as probable chitinase 10. Gene Ontology annotation, biological process: carbohydrate metabolic process; chitin catabolic process. NCBI's taxonomy places the organism in Eukaryota, Metazoa, Arthropoda, Malacostraca, Decapoda, Palaemonidae. Gene Ontology annotation, cellular component: extracellular region. Gene Ontology annotation, molecular function: chitin binding; chitinase activity. The record is from RefSeq and is a predicted model, not a curated record.
AUGAUGAUGAGGACGCUCAUUCUGACGUUGGCCGUGACGUCACUGUCAGUCUACUGUCAGGAAAAUCCCGCCAAAAAUGUCGUCUGCUACUAUUCUUCGUGGAGCCAUUACCGUCAAGGUCUGGCCUAUUACGAAGUCGAGGACAUCCCCGUCGACCAGUGCACUCACGUGAUCUAUGCUUUUGCCAUCCUGGACAGAGAUUCGCUAACUCUGCGUCAGCAAGACGAAUUUGCUGACUCCGACAGCGGACUGAAGGCCUACCGGCGCUUCUUCACGCUGAGGCAACGCAACCCUGGUGCCAAGCUGCUCCUGGGACUGGGAGGUUGGCACGACUCGCGCUCAGACAAAUACUCCCGUCUGGUCUCCUCUCCUCUGGACAGAGAAGUCUUCAGUCAGCAAGCCGUCAAGUUCCUGACCCAACACGGAUUUGACGGACUUGACCUCAACUGGGAGUUCCCUGCUUACCAAGGGUCUGGGAUGGACAAGGAAGGAUUCCGACUCUGGGUGAAGCAGCUGAGGAAGGCAUUCAUCCCUCAGAACUUGCUCCUGACAGCAACGGUGUCUGGCCACAUUGGUAUAAUAGACCGUGGUUACGCAGUGAAAGCUAUAGCCGAGGACCUUGACCUCAUCAACCUCAUGGCCUAUGACUUCCAUGGUCCCUGGGAGCAGAAAGUAGCUCACCAUGCCCCUCUGUACCCAGUCCCUGGGAAGCACCCUCAACUCUCUGUCGACUUCGCCGUCAAGCACUGGGUCGAAAGUGGCGCCGCACCGAGCAAAAUAAUGUUGGGAAUCUCUUUUUAUGGAAGAUCUUGGACGCUGGCAGGUCCUGACAAGUUUCCUGGGGCACUUGCAUCAGCAGCAGGACUUCCUGGGCCUCUUCUGAAGGUCCCAGGGACAUCGGCCUAUUAUGAGUUGUGUUUGGCCGAAAACCACUACGACUGGCCCAAGUUUACGAGAGACGGCGGAACUUUCCUGACUCUCUACGAUCAGUGGAUUAGUUUUGAUGACAUUGAUGACAUCAGGAACAAGGCCAAAUAUGUCCUUGAGGCUGAGUUAGGGGGCGUUAUGGUCUGGGAUGUUAGUCUGGAUGACUUCAGAAACCUCUGUGGGGAUGGUGUCAACCCUCUGCUGUCGGCCAUUACCAGCGUACUGUGGAACAACGGAACACGGAACAGGUUACCCAACCCUGAUAGCGUCUUGCAGAAUACCACAAUCCCACCUGCUGUAGUUCGACUUGAAACUGAACCUGACAGAUCUCUUGUUUCUCCAGGGACUCUCUUGGCAUCUGACUUGAACGAGAUACCACCCAUCACAGGUGUUUCCAUCCCUGACUUUUCACUCGCUGUACCGGAUGAAAUCACCAACACACAAGUCCAGAGCCAAACCAUUGUUGUAGCCCUCUUCCAGCCAAAUCUCCAGACUCAAUCAACUCGUUUGGAGGCUAACCCAAGUCUUAUUGAUCAGAUCUAUCAAUUAGGACCUCUUGAAACAGCAGCUGAUUAUCCAACAACGUUAUUGGAAGCAAAAGUAACUGAUAAGCCAUUAAUAUUGUCAGAGAAAGUGGAAACUACCUUUACGUUACAGUUACACAGCAAUUUCGUCACUUCAGAUCGUGUUCUUCUCCAGCCAGAGGGUAGUGGUGCCCUUACAGGUCCCCCAGUGUACCAGCCAUCGACGAACUUAGCCACAGAAGUUUAUCCAAGCCAAGCACUGUUCAUGACAAUCUUACCACCAUUCCUCCUGUCUUCAGUCGCUUCAACAAAAUCUACAAAUCUGGCUGGCCAGUCAUACAGAAUAAAGACAUUUGAAGACGUGAUUACUCCAUCAAGAACCCAUUUCACUCAGAGAACAUCUUCUUCAUCUUCCCCGACAGAAAACAUCCGAACAGAAGGUGCCUUGACAACCAGUCUGCUGCCUUCAGGCACAACCUUUCAAGAGCUGGAAGCUUCAUUCUCUCACCAUCCAACCGAGACACUGGAAAUCAAGCCUUCUCAUCGUACAUCGUCAUCAGGCAUCCGCAGAACAGAACCGGUCUACAGUUACGAGCUUUCACCUCCGCCAAACGAAAGCUCAGCAACUGCUUCUAAAAUGCCAACGCUAUACCCUAUCUCCUUCCCCAUGAAGAUCAACACAACUGAAUGCCAAAGGACCGGGUAUACCAGUGACCCAACCAGCUGUUCGCACUUCUACAGGUGUCACGGGAACAGAGCGUUUCGGUUCCAGUGCACUGAGCAGACGCACUGGAAGCAGGAGCUCUUGGUCUGCGACUGGGCCUACAAGAAAUUCUGCAAGAAAGCGCGCUCGCUGGCCCAGCCGUCAAGCCAUACGCCGAUGCGUGAUGGCGACGAGAUCUUCUAUGAUCAGGCUACAGGAGCCAUAGGAUACUUCAGCCAUUACAUUCGUCCCGCCAUGUAUACCGCGGACGAAAUCCCAACGGAGAUGUGCACUCACGUCAUCUACUCCUCCGCCAUAUUGGAUAGAGAUACGUUGACGGUCGCUGAAAGAGACAGUUACCUGGACCCUGAUAACGGUCUCGGCAAUUACAGACGGUUCCUGCAACUCAGGCGUAGGAACCCCAAAGUUAAGUUACUCCUCGGGCUGGGUGGGUGGACUGACUCCAACUCAGCCGAGUACUCCCUGAUGGCGUCCAGCUACAGUAGCCGAGCUAACUUUGUCGUCCACGCUGUGCGUCUCCUGAAAUCGUACGGGUUUGAUGGCCUAGACCUAGACUGGGAAUAUCCGUCCGACAAAACCUCACCUCAAGAGAAGAUUGAAUUUCGUCUGUGGAUUGAAGAGUUGCGCGCAGCUUUCGACCAGAACGACCUACUUCUGACAGCUGCAGUACCUGCUGGGAGGAACGUUACUGAUGAAGUCAGGGCCAUAGCCACAGCUUUGGACCAAAUACACAUCAAGGCCUAUGACUUCCACGGGUCUUGGGAGGACGAAGUAGCUCAUCACGCACCACUCUUUCCUCUCCAAUCAGGAAAGCCUGAGGAGCUAUCAGCUGAAUCAGUCGUCAAUCAAUGGAUUGACAGGGGUGUCUCACCUCAGAAACUGAUCCUAGGAGUCCCUUUCCACGGGAGGUCGUGGACGCUGGCCAGAACUAAUACGUCUCCUGGAGCACUGGCAAAGGGUGCUGGUAAGCCUGGAAGAUUCGUCAACGAGUCUGGAAUACUGGCUUAUUAUGAGAUAUGUUACGCACACGAGCAUGACAGGUGGCAGAAGGUUUCUAAUCCUGGAGGUCCGUACGUAGUCAAAGACCACCAGUGGGUUAUCAAAGAGGAUGUCGAAGUCAUAUCAGCCAAGGGUGAUCAGUGGGUUGGCUAUGAUGAUACAGAAGCUGUCACAAAGAAGAGCGACUACGUCAAGACGAAAGGCUUGGGAGGUAUCAUGAUAUCAGACAUAACCAUGGAUGACUUUCGGGGCAUGUGCAGAGGUGGUCCUAACCCUCUGACAAUGGCCAUUUACAAGACUCUACAAAAAGAAGCAGCUGCCAGUACCAAUAACGUUAGACCUCUCAACAAACCAUCUACCAAAAGACCAGCGCACCAGAAACCCAAAUUGCCAGUUCAGCGGCAAUCUGCAAAGCCGUUCCGCGAACCAAUCAAUCCAUUGCCUGCUUUGGAUGUGGAAGAAUGCUUGCGAGUGGGCUACACGCCUGACAAAAAGAGCUGCAAGCAUUUCUAUCGCUGCGUUGGCAGAGACGUAAACCACUAUCGCUGUCCUUCUGGGCGUUCUUGGAAUCAGACGCAGAGAGGGUGCAUCUUGCAGAUGGAGAAUUCGUGUAGAAGCAAGCCCCUGUUAUGAGAAGGCUAAUGGAAGCGGUCUUCUUAGACUAAUGGAAUAACUCUAAUCGAAGCUUUCCUGUACCUGGAGUCCAACUGGAGCUUUCCUGAACUUUAUAUUGAUACUUUUCUGUGAUAGCACUCGGAAUGAAGCCAAAGUAUUCUGUAUAUAUAUUGAACUACGCUGUUUUUUCCAUUUGUCCAUCCGCCUGUGGUGGUCGCGCAUAGUAACACUGCGUCCCGGGCUUUAAAUAGUUAUGCUAUGUGCAAGUUUUAGGUAAAUAAAAGGAUAUCUUGGUGAAUAUUUGCAACUGAAAAGUGUUUUAAUAAUUUAUUGUAUGCGAAUUACACUGUUAAUAUUCGAAAUAGGAUAUUAUUUAAAGCCCGGGAUGCAGUGUUACC